Molecule: messenger RNA, 1595 nt
Organism: Panonychus citri (citrus red mite)
Lineage: Eukaryota; Metazoa; Arthropoda; Arachnida; Trombidiformes; Tetranychidae
Product: fumarylacetoacetase-like
Exons: 2
Coding region: 188-1447 (419 amino acids)
Biological process (GO): homogentisate catabolic process; L-tyrosine catabolic process; L-phenylalanine catabolic process
Molecular function (GO): fumarylacetoacetase activity
Source: RefSeq, a predicted model, not a curated record
UAUACUUGAAAAGAUCAUCAAAGAUAAACCUGAUUAACUGACUGAUUGUUAAAUUGUUGAUUAGAUACAAAGUAUCAGAUCAUAAGCAUUUAUAUUUAAAGAGAAAGUAAAAAACAAGUAUCAGUUAAUAAUAAUCUGUGGUUUAAGAGAAGUCAUUUUGUCAAGGACUAAUUGUGAACAAUUAACAAUGUCUUGGGUUCCAAUUCCAGCAACAAGUCAGUUUACAAUUGACAAUUUACCUUAUGGUGUUUUCUCAACGAGUAAUAAUUCAACUCAUCGGAUCGGUGUGGCCAUUGGAGAUCAUAUUCUUGACCUUAAAGUUGUCCAUCAUCUUUUCAAUUUUGAGAAGUUGAUUAAAUCUGGUGAACAUGUUUUAACCAAAUCAACUUUAAAUGACUUCAUGAGUUUGUCUCCAUCUGAAUGGCAUCAAGUACGAGUCAAGAUUCAAGAUCUUUUAUCGGGUAAAGAUAAGUCCUUGGAAAAUGAUCUGUGUCUUCGUAGAACGGCCUUGGUUGAACAAAAAGAGGCCACUAUGCAUUUACCAGCGACAAUCGGUGAUUACACUGAUUUUUAUUCAUCAAUUUAUCAUGCAACUAAUGUCGGUAUAAUGUUCAGAGGUAAAGAGAAUGCGCUGAUGCCCAAUUGGCGACAUAUUCCCGUUGGUUAUCAUGGUCGAGCGUCUUCAAUAGUUGUCUCAGAAACACCGAUUCGAAGGCCAAAUGGUCAAACCAAGAAUGACGAUGAAAGUAAACCAGGUUUCGGUCCUUGUCGUUUACUUGACUUUGAAUUGGAAAUGGCCUUUUUUGUUGGUAACACCGCUAAUCAACUUGGUCAACCAAUUCCAAUUGUUGAAGCUCAAGAUCACAUUUUCGGCAUGGUUUUGAUGAACGAUUGGUCCGCUCGUGACAUCCAAAAAUGGGAAUACGUACCAUUGGGACCUUUUCUGUCUAAAAACUUUGGGACAACCAUAAGUCCAUGGGUCGUACCAAUGGAAGCACUUGAACCAUUCAAAGUUGAAAUGUAUAAACAAGAACCCGAGCCGCUUAAUUAUCUUAAAGAUAAAAAUGACUUUGGACUUGAUAUAAAUUUGAAUGUUCAAUUGAAACCACAAAACGGUGAACCAAUAACCAUUUCGAAUACAAAUUUCCGUCAUAUGUACUGGAGUAUGAAACAACAAUUGGCUCAUCAAACAAUCACUGGAUGUAAUGUUAAUCCAGGUGAUCUAUUGGCUUCGGGAACGAUUAGUGGACCAGAACCCGAAUCUUAUGGAUCCAUGUUGGAGAUAACCUGGAGAGGAUCUAAACCAAUAACUUUGCCCGAUGGAAGUCAAAGGAAAUUCAUACAAGAUGGAGACGAAAUCAUCUUAUCAGGAUUCUGUGAGAGAGAUGGAAUCAAGAUCGGCUUCGGUCAAUGUCGAGGUGUCGUUCUUCCCGCUUUGGCUCUUUAAGAAAUAGAACCAUAUUGAUUUUGUUUACAAUGAACAAUUUUCUGUGAAGAAAAAUUGUUAAUUCGAUAAAAUUGAAAGCUAAAAAUUUGGAACAAACUUUCUAACUUUUUACUUGAUAAUAAAGAAGAAAAAAUUUAUAACUCAUUAA